This is a messenger RNA of Maylandia zebra (zebra mbuna), 935 nucleotides long. NCBI's taxonomy places the organism in Eukaryota, Metazoa, Chordata, Actinopteri, Cichliformes, Cichlidae. The record is from RefSeq and is a predicted model, not a curated record.
GGAAGCCUGCUUGAUCAUCCCAUCUAUGCCAUGUGAUUUUCCUUACAUCGACCCGGGGAAGAGUUCAGGCUUAAAAAGCUUAAGUGUGAAAGGCAGAUUUACAUGAAGAAGCAAGGAAAAGGAAACACUGCCAGCAUCCCCAUUUCUUCCCCAACAGGGAGCAGCAGUGUGCAGGUCUACCAUGACUAUGAGAAGGUGGCCUUCAAGAUGCAUUCUGGAAAUGGUCAUGCUGCAGAAAACAGUUCUCAUCCCAGGAGAGACCAGCUCUCCAGCCGAGCUAGUGCCAACGUUCCAGACAUCAACUCCAUCAGCCACGAAGAAAAGCGCAGCACGAAAGACGAGAUUGGCCACAGGAGCUUCAUAAGGACGAUGGAGUCAAGCAGCCAGGGCUACUCGGGGCCAGAAGACAACUCAACAGACCCACAUGAGACCCUGACAGAGACUUCAACUCUGACUUUUGUGGAUGGACGCAGUACGGAGGAGUCAGCAGAGAGCCGCAGUCUCCACGGAGUGGGGAUGGUUUAUCUCAAGGAGUUUGUGCUCAUAGAUGAUGAUGAAGACGGGGAUAUGUCGCUAAGAGAGAAAACAGUGACAGACGUGUCCUUGAUGGAUGGAAAAGCUGCAGACCUGGUGUGCAGCAGGCUUUUGUCCACCUCCAGCGGUUCAGUGUCAGAGUACAAGGAAACAUCUGCUCCUGACGCGCCUCCUCCUGAGGAGCCUGAAGCUGCACAUGAAAAGAAAAGCUGCUGUUUGUGCACACUUUUAUGACCCUUCAGGAUCUCACAGCUUUGUGUCCAUCAUAUGAACCGUGAUACUGUCUGUGAUAGAAACCUGAGCAGUCACUCGUGGUAUGGGAAGCAGAAGAAGAUUACAUUCCUGACAUGCUUUUUUAGCAACCAGCAAAACAUGUUCAUGUUCAAACAUCAACCACUAAU